CAAGACGACGAGACAGUUAAGGUCGAACUCUCUUGGGUCCAGCACUCCUAAGAAAGAGCUCUGUGUUUCUUUGUGUCCGUUGCUUCUGCAAACAAAUCCCGUUCAAAAUGACCAAAAUCAUGCUGUGCGUCUUCAUUGCGUUGAUAGCUAUGACUGUAGUCAUGGCAGCGCCUGAGCAGUGCGGUAGACAUGGCGACAGCUGUGUUUCUGACAGAGAAUGCUGCGGAACCAUAAAGUGCCAUACAUACGCGCACAGGUGUCAAGUCCUGAUCACGCCGGAGGAGCUAAUGGCUCAGCGUGAGAAUAUCUUAAACAAGAACAAGAACAGGAAGUUGAACUAUUAAGGAGGACUCUAACUCAUCGUGCAAACUAUCGACGAAAUCGGAUAAUUCCUGGUGAAACGGAUCGAAUCGAAAAUCUAAUAGCGAAACGUCAAGUACGCUCUCAAAAACACAUUUUGACAAGUAUUAGAGAUGGACAAAAUGCUUGUAUAGAUAAAUAUCUCGAAUAACGAAUCAAGGAGACAAAUUUCUAUGUUGUUCGAUAUUGUUUUCAAUAAAAAUUAUAGCACAGAUAAUAAAAGAAUAAUUAAUGAAUAAAA
Molecule: messenger RNA, 601 nt
Organism: Hylaeus anthracinus
Lineage: Eukaryota; Metazoa; Arthropoda; Insecta; Hymenoptera; Colletidae
Product: omega-conotoxin-like protein 1
Exons: 3
Coding region: 108-344 (78 amino acids)
Source: RefSeq, a predicted model, not a curated record